AUGAUACGGCGCCAGUUGAUUCACUUCGAUGCUUUGCUCGAUGAGGAAAACAAGACCGUUCAGGAGGCUGAAGCAGAAACCAGAGUGGAGGACACGGUUAUGUACGAGAUGCGGAACCCUUUCUUCGAGCAACAGGUUGAAAUCAGAAGACAUGACGAUUACAUAUUGAAAUGGAUGGAGAAAACGGAGAAGACCUACAAUGCAGUCAUGACACAGGUCAUCGAAUUUAGCGAGGACUGCAGAGAAAUCGUUGCACAACUCCCAAGAGAGACAUACUGGAGCAGCACAAGAAGCAGGCCGAAGAUCACAAGGAAAUCAUAG
Necator americanus (New World hookworm) is the source of this 321-nucleotide messenger RNA. RefSeq lists its product as uncharacterized. The transcript has a single exon. The record is from RefSeq and is a predicted model, not a curated record. NCBI's taxonomy places the organism in Eukaryota, Metazoa, Nematoda, Chromadorea, Rhabditida, Ancylostomatidae. The coding region runs from base 1 to 321 and encodes 106 amino acids.